Messenger RNA from Strongylocentrotus purpuratus (purple sea urchin), 3534 nucleotides. RefSeq lists its product as uncharacterized. The record is from RefSeq and is a predicted model, not a curated record. The transcript has 8 exons. Lineage: Eukaryota; Metazoa; Echinodermata; Echinoidea; Camarodonta; Strongylocentrotidae. Gene Ontology annotation, molecular function: protein binding. Bases 120 to 1883 code for a protein of 587 amino acids.
CAUGGAUUUGAAGAGCUAGCUAGCUUCAGCUCAGCUAGGUUGAAUGAACAGAUGAAUGGCUGAUGAUGUCAGUGAUGAUCAGGAUGAGUUUAUGAUGGGGAUGCAGAGCAGAUAAAGAGAUGGCAUCCGCGGUCAUAGAAACAGAGUGUGAGGCUGUGCCACGUUUCCCUGAUGAAAUACUGGAAAAGAUAUUUUGUCGCUUCUCUGGAACCACCAUAGGGAGAGGCCAUGCAGUGUGCCGAAAAUGGAAUGAAAUCCUUAUCUCGCUUACUAGCAGUUCUGACAUGUGGUUUAGACGAUGUAAGGAGGAGAUUUCAAAGUACACUCUGAUGCAGAUGUGUAACCAUCCACUGGAACAUCAAUACCGGACUGGAAUAGAGUGGAAAGAUGUCUAUGUAAGAUGGUGCAUAUUCAGAGGGAAGAAACUGUUUGAUGGGGUAGAGCUUGAACCAAAGAAAGACAUAGCAAAGGCUGACAGAUCUUUCAUGUUUUUUCUGGAUACCGGUGGAAAGUACAUGCUUUGUUUGACUGAUGAUGUGGUAUAUAACUAUUUCCAAGGGUACAUAUGGGCUUAUGAUAUGCACAGUGAAGCUUCCAUGAGGGUAAAACACUCAACUGUUACCGACAGUGCCGUGGCCAUCAACAUUCUGGGCAUUACUUUUUCCAUUGACCUUGAAGGCAAAACUUCAUUUGAAGCCAAUGUUGAGAAAGCAGUGCUUGUCCUUUUGAUGAGAGAACAUUUGGAUAUUCUUAUUGGAUUUGAAAGGAAGUUUACAUUAGAACUGAGCUAUAUGGAGUUGCCAGCUAUGGGUAGUACCUGGUACGAUACCUUCCUAGUGCAAGUAGACACACCUGGCUAUCUUGAAGUGCAAGCUUUCCAAGUACAAUUGGACGAUGGAGGGACUAAACGACCGUCUGUAGAUCUCAUUCGAGCCUGUCGCCCAAAAUGUUCAGAUUUUCUGAAUGCUUUGCAAGUCACAGGAAAUAAGGCCCUAAUGCUAAAAGGGACCAACCUUAUGAUGUGGGACAUUGCUGUCGGAGAGGAGUACAGAUCCCUUUCCCUGACGACCGAGAUCGAUGAGGUCAACCAGAAAGGAUUGAUGUCCUGGGUAGGCAGUACGGUAGCUGUAGCCGACUCCAAGGGACCGAGCCUCAUUGUUCUGUACCACUUGGAUGAGGAAUGUGAGAGGUUGCAGAAUGUCACAUGGGUGGACCUACAGGAGCCUGUACUAGCUUUUAUCCUUCUCUAUGAUGACAGCAUCAUGAUGAGCAACAACUAUCAAUGCAAGCUGUUACUCUUUAAUGGAGGGGAUAAAAAGGAAGAGAGCAGGAGCAGAAAGGACAAUCUGGAGUGUUCUCCGGUGAAGCAAGCCCAUGGCCACAGGGUAGACAUCAAGCACGAUGGUGAAAAUGGGGAGGAUUCUUUGGUCCAGAUGAACAGACAUGCGGCAUGUAAGCCUGUGGAUGAAGCCAACAGCUACAAGAGAACUAUGUCUGACUUACUGGGUAUUGAUGAGGGAGAUGCACUCUGGAAAAACUUUGAUGCAGAAGCAAGCGGUAGUGAAGUCUGUCAGCCUGUAGAUACAUGUAGCGAUAGCAGCGAUUCUGAUCAGACCGAACAUGGGGGUGACCAAGAGUGCAGUUGUUCAAGUCGUGAGGAGUAUGUAGUGGAACGAUGGAAAGAAGGAAGCAAGGAUCAUGUGUUAUCACAUUUAGCAAGGGCCUCUUUCCUUCAGAAACCUGUUCUUCCCAUCCCAUUCCAAGGCUAUGAAAGAGUAAAAUGGGACUUUUUCUUCACCGAUUCUUUAGUUGUUAUGGAUACUGGAUGGACUGAUGAGUUUCAAGAUAGGGUGUUAGUAUACAAGUGGAACUAUAUGGAAUAGCAGUUGUGCAUGUAAUAAGUUGAUGGUCAUUUCAAAGACUUCCCAUGUAAAUGCCAGAAGCUUUUCAAAAUAGGUCUUUCAGAACUAUAAGGAUACUAGAAUGUACCUUACACAGCACCAAAGGUCAUUUACAAGAAGAAGUACAUCAACACUGUACAUACAGAUGGAGUAAAGAAAUUCCAGCUUAAUGUGAAUUACUUUUUUUAAAAACCUUUGGAGAUACACUUUCCUUUUGUGUGCAAAUAUAAGUUCUCGUGGUCCUCAAGCCAUCAGUAGGGACUUUUAGAUUUGCACAACGGAGAACGUGAACUGCCCUUUUAAGGCAAAGUGACGUCCUUUUAAGGCACUGGCAGUGACGUCACAUUGCCUUAAAAGGGCAGUCCACGUUCUCUGUUGUGCAAAUCUAAAAGUCCCUAAUGUUUCUAGCUCAACAUCUCAUUGAUAAAUUUACAAGCUUUAUCCACAGCACCUUUCAAAGUAUCAUUCAAGACAUGUAUUUUUGUUUUGUCCUGUUUAAAAGUAGCAGCAAAUAUUCAAAGGUUACUGUGCCUGCAAUUUCUGCUUUUACUCAUCAUAUACUUAUUUUGCAUUCACUCUCUGUCACAUCUCUUGCAUUUUUAUCAUCAUCACAAAGAUUAUCCAAGUCUUCACAUAGUAUUGCAGGUGAUACUUGAGGUGACUCAGAUGAUGCUAGCACUUUUGCAUUGCGAGGAUACAGUCGGCAUCACUAUAUACUUGCUUAUUUUUCUCAUGGAGCAGGACUUGCCCGAAAAUGGCUGAUCUGUGCUUAGAUUUGGUUCUAGAUCUGUCAAUCCAAACCUAUUUGUUGUCAUCAUAUAUAUUAUCAUCUGGUGAGAGACAGAGGGGCGUUAUAUAUAUGUGUGAAAUUGUACGAGUUGACGGCCUUCUGGCUCCAAACAGACAGUGCACGUCGGUUCUAAUUCCUUAAAAAGAAUUUGUGCUGUCCCGUCAAACUCAAGUGAACUGUGUGUUUGAUAAAUUUCACAAGUUUCACAAAAUAAAGACAUUAAAUAACUAGACAGCUGAAAGCUGAAUAAAGAUGUUUAAACAGUUGUUUUUAUUUCAAAGAUUUCAGCAUAGUGCAUUAUCUUAGCAUAACAUGCAUAGGAAUGAAAGGCACUUUGUUGCUUCAUGAUUAUCGCCUAAAGUAUGUACUACGUGUACUAGGAUGUCCAUUAUAUCACUACAUGUACUAGAAUGUCACAUCAUACAUUGUGAUACCACUCAAUUAGAGAUCCUGAUCAAAGAUUGGUCAACUGCAGCCCCAUGUGAUUCGUUUACAUUGUUUUUUAUAUGAAUAAAACAUGCAAUAGCUUCCAGUAGUAUCCAAUGAUUUUAUGUAGGUAGUGUGCUUCAUAUAUGUAUGGACUAAAGUCGGGUUAUUUUUCAUUCAAAUACUUUCCUUGGGCUGCAAGGCCGAAUUGUGAAAGUUUACAAUUACAAUGUCAUUUCAAGAUGUACAUUUAAAACGAUAAAAAGGCAUUAUUAGAGUAUCAUGAAUAGAAGCAACCGCACCGAAUGAUCAAGAAAUGGGCAUCAAAAUCAAUAAGACAUGUUGAAUUGAAUAAGGUAAAAUAUGACGAUAGAGAGAAAAGGAAAUAUCUAACAAUAAUAAAGGAGAGAGGGAGAG